Akanthomyces muscarius is the source of this 966-nucleotide messenger RNA. RefSeq lists its product as uncharacterized. Gene Ontology annotation, molecular function: NADP binding; oxidoreductase activity, acting on the CH-OH group of donors, NAD or NADP as acceptor; NAD binding. The transcript has 3 exons. The record is from RefSeq and is a predicted model, not a curated record. Bases 1 to 966 code for a protein of 321 amino acids. NCBI's taxonomy places the organism in Eukaryota, Fungi, Ascomycota, Sordariomycetes, Hypocreales, Cordycipitaceae.
AUGACAUCCCCGAACCGACUUCGCCUGGGUUGGAUAGGCCUUGGGUCAAUGGGCAUGGCCAUGGCUACAAAUCUCCAAAAGCACCUCAGCAAAACAUCUUCGCCCAGCCUCGUCUACCACAACCGCACCAUGUCACGCGGCGACGCUCUGCAAGAUUUGGGGGCCAAUCCGUCUGCUUCUGUGGCCGAUCUUGCCAGCAACGCAGACAUCAUCUUCCUGUCCCUCAGCGACGACAGUGCCCUCGACUCAGUGAUCAGUUCUCUGUCUGGUCCUGGGUGCGCGGCGGACAUGUCCGGCAAAAUCGUCGUCGACACGUCCACUGUCCACCCAGACACUACGGCCGCGGCGCAUCAGCGUCUGACCAAUGUCGGCGCCAAAUUCGUUGCUGCGCCUGUCUUCGGCGCUAGUCCUGUGGCCGCCGAGGGGCAGUUGCUCUUCAUUCUCGCUGGCCCUGAUGAUGCGGUACAGGCUCUUGAACCGUUUCUUGUUGGUGUCAUGGCUCGAAGUGCCAUUCGUCUGGGCGAAGAUGUGACCAAGUCCAGCCUCCUGAAGACAGCCGGCAAUUUUGUGACAGCAGGUAUGAUGGAAGUAGUUGCCGAGGCUCAUGUUUUUGCCGAAAAGACUGGUCUCGGAAAUGAAGCCAUGGAGGCGCUGCUGGAGCAGCAAUACGGCCCUCUGGCAUACUCCAUGUCCCGCCGCCUCACGACUGGGGCGUACAUGCCCCCACCAGGGGAGAGGCCAUGGUCAGAUCUCAAUCUCGCAAUCAAAGACGUCGGGCAUGGAAUUAGUGCUGCCUCUGCGACGGGUGUGAGGCUGCACGUGGGUGAGGUAGCUAUCAGGCACCUCAACGAAGCGAGGACGAGGGACAGGCCGCUGGACUCUUCUUCCAUGUAUGGCGUGCUCAGAGAAGAGGCCGGCCUGGAUUUCGCCACCAAUCUCAUCAAGAACAGAGACAAUGUCCAAUAA